This is a messenger RNA of Vicia faba (fava bean), 810 nucleotides long. The record is from the annotation of a GenBank genome assembly. Lineage: Eukaryota; Viridiplantae; Streptophyta; Magnoliopsida; Fabales; Fabaceae.
AUGAGACUUAAGGAUUUGUUGGCUCAACAAGGUUUACAAAAGGCGUCGUGUGAUGAGAAACCAACAGACAUUGCAAUCAUUGAUUGGAUUAAGAUGGAGGAAAAUGUCGUAGGUUUGAUAAGACUUUGCAUUUCUGAUGAUGUGAUGAAUCAUAUCCUAGACCUCACAACUCCGAAUGAAGAACAUGGAGAUUUGCAGGCUCAUGUCAACGCUUUCAAUAACAUUCUCGCUAAUUUAACACGACUUGGUGUGAAGGUUGACAAUGAGGAUAAAGCCAUUGUUUUUUUGUGCUCUUUAUCAAGCUCUUAUAAUCACUUGGUGACCACUCUCACUCACGAGAAGAGGGACUAUCCAAACAAGUCAGCAAAUGUAGUUCAGGAUAAUGGUUCUUGCAGUGAAGAGGAUUUGCUUUGCGUUUCAUCUGCAAAGUACACUGAUGCAUGGAUUCUUAAUUCUAGGUGCUCCUACCAUAUGACACCGCAUCGGGAGUGGCUCAACUUUUUAAAAGCAUGUGAUUUUAGUUUUGUCUAUUUAGGUGAUGAUAUAACUUGUAGCAUCACCAGAAAGGGGAAAAUUAAAAUUGCUUUGGAUGAUGGUGGCACACACAUUUUAAGUGAGGUGUGUUAUGUUCCAGAAUUAAGGAAGAAUUUCAUUUCUCUGGAUACUCUUCAAGUAAAUGUUUAUUCAUUCCGAUCAGAUGGAGAUAAAGACAUUAUGAAGGUUAUCAAGGGUGAAAUGACAAUGAUGACAACAAGGAAGACUGCAGACAACAUUUAUAAGUUAUUAGGGGCACAAUUAUGGGUGAUGUAG